AUGUAUAUGCCUUUACAAAAGUCAAAAUCAUGUUCAAGCAAGGAGGCCCCACACGCGACCCAGCGGCGGCCAGAGAUCGUGACCACGACUGCGAGCGCGGAGCGCGGUUCCUGCACAGUGCCGCCACCUCCGCGCACGCGUCCGACGGACCCGGGGCAUGACGUCUCGCGCGGCGCACCGGUCGGGGCUGGAUGGAGCACGUCGAGCGUGUGCUACUGCAGGGCGCUGCCCAUCGACGCGAAGACGGUGUGCGUGCUCACGAUGGGCAGCGAUGAGGUGGUGGUGCGCGAGGGCAAUUGCAUCGGCGACAGUGGUGUGUCGGGCGAGAUGAUCAAGAGCGAGCAGGAGCUGGAGAAGGCUGUCCGCACGUCGUGCACCAUGCCCCCCAAGAUCGUCAGCAUGAUGACCCUCGUGACCGUGAAUAAGAUCGGCGGCGAGCCGACCAAGGACAAGAAGAUGGAGGCCAAGGCCGCCGCGGUCGUGAACGUGCCCCGCGAAGGGCAACGGCCCGUCAUGACCUCGCUGGUGGGCCCGUUCGAGGCUGGUGAAGUCGAAUGA
Phytophthora sojae is the source of this 558-nucleotide messenger RNA. RefSeq lists its product as hypothetical. NCBI's taxonomy places the organism in Eukaryota, Oomycota, Peronosporomycetes, Peronosporales, Peronosporaceae. Bases 1 to 558 code for a protein of 185 amino acids. The transcript is spliced from 4 exons. The record is from RefSeq and is a predicted model, not a curated record.